Messenger RNA from Exserohilum turcica Et28A, 1834 nucleotides. RefSeq lists its product as uncharacterized. Bases 91 to 1455 code for a protein of 454 amino acids. The record is from RefSeq and is a predicted model, not a curated record. Lineage: Eukaryota; Fungi; Ascomycota; Dothideomycetes; Pleosporales; Pleosporaceae. Gene Ontology annotation, molecular function: DNA-binding transcription factor activity, RNA polymerase II-specific; zinc ion binding. Gene Ontology annotation, biological process: regulation of DNA-templated transcription. The transcript is spliced from 3 exons.
CCCAUCACCGCCUGCCCACCGCCUGCAAUCGAAUCAAGCUCGCCGGAUCGCCACCCUUCCGACGCGGAACACUCUACACUGCCCUCCAGCAUGUGCCCCUUCACAUCGUUGCCUGCCGGCGAAGGCCCUGCCCGCUUUGCCUCGCCCACGGCCGUCAAGGACUGGCAGCCCAGGCGCAAGUCCGUCUCCAAUGCCUGCGAGCGCUGCCGCCGCCGCAAGAUCCGCUGCGACGGCGAGACGCCCUGCGCCACGUGCAAGCGCUUUGCCGUGCAGUGCGUGAGAACGCAGAAACCAAAAGAGGUCGUGGCAUCGGAACAUCGCGAGGCCCUCGAAGGCCGCAUCCACCAGCUCGAGGCCCAGCUCGCGCGCCAUGUGAAUGCCCCCAUGCACGGCAUGGAGUCGAUUGACCACAAUCUCAUGGCCACCACCCCGACGUCGUUUGACUGGCGCGCCGCCCCGGCCAACCUCAACCUUGACACCACCAUCCCCGCAACCUACACGGCCGACGACCUGGACCUAGCCGCCUUCUCCGCUACCAGUGGCAGCAUGCCCUCCAUCGCCAUAGACGAAUGUGAGCCUUUCCCCAACUUUUCCUCGCCAUCUUCACCAGUACCUUCAUUAUGGUUAGGUACCACGCGUGCCUCCUCCCCCGAAUCCAUGCCCCCGGGUCCCCCGCUACCCCAGUACCCCGCCGCCUACACCUCCGCCAGCAAAACCUACCCCGCCGCCACGGAAAUGCACACGGCCCCAUCCUGGGAAUUCAUGGCCCACGCCGCCUCCAGCAAGCUCCAGCCCGGCACCAGCAGUCGAGGCGCCCACUCGCGCAAGACGUCGACGUCGUCCUUGUCCCAGGGCAGCAACGAGCAAACCAUGUCUCCCAUUCCCGAGGUCGACGACGAUCUGCUGCCGCUGGCCCCAGCUCCCAGACUGCCUCGCCAGGGCGUCUUCGCCGCCCGUCAAGCCGACAGCCCAGGCCCGUGUUCUUCGCGCUCCAGCUUCACCGACCGCAGUCGCGCGCUGGCAACCACGCCGCUGCCCAGCCGCUUCGAGGCCGAAACCCUGACCAACGAGUUUAUCCGCCAUCUCGACUCGCUCGACUACAAGGCCUACUCCAUUUCCCCCUUGCUCUUUGCCCGUUUCUGCGAAGCCGUCUAUCCCAACCCACAGCCUACGUCUGCAGUUGAAAUCACCGCCUCCAUGGCCAUGGCCCGCUUCCACGUCUUCCUCGCCAUGGCCAUUGCCAUGAAAGUUCGCAUCAAGGACGCGCCCGAGAACACCAAUGCGCUGCUGGAAACGUGCUACGAGCUGGCUAUGCAGCAGGCUUCGUCAUCGUCGACCUUUUGGCAGGAAUACGGCGGCAUGGAGGCGGCACAGUUGCUCGCCCUGUUUGCCUCGUUGCGGAAACCCGUCAGUGGUGACGAGCCGCGAUCUCUCCAUCACUCCUUUUCGUGGUGAAGGAGCAAACAAUAAGAACCAUUUUGUAGCAACAGAGGUGACGAUUUCUUUACUUUUCUUUUCCUUUUGGAGUUUGCACUUUUCAUGCUCUUCCUCUCAUGUCGUUUUUAACGAAUUCUUUUCCCUUUUUCCCUUUCCUUGUCCUUUCUGUAAGUACCGUCUUUCCUUGCUCAUGUCUCAAUAGCAUGUGUCUUUUUUUUUUAUUUCUUUCCGUCACAUUGUCAAGACCGGCUGUUUCUUUCUUUCUUUUCUCCACGGAUCCAGGACAUGUAUAUAACAAGUUCAUACCCCUCCCGUCUUCCCGCCUCGCUCAUCAAUACAACAUCUGUGUAUUCCACUGAGCGGGCCCAUGUCACAUAUAUAGCGAUUUCAAGAAAAA